This is a messenger RNA of Nezara viridula (southern green stink bug), 693 nucleotides long. NCBI's taxonomy places the organism in Eukaryota, Metazoa, Arthropoda, Insecta, Hemiptera, Pentatomidae. The record is from the annotation of a GenBank genome assembly.
AUGGCUGAUGAAAUUGCAUCAGCAAUGGAGCAGGAAAUGGUGGAAGAACAGGCUAUAAAGUGCCCAAGGCCUUCAGCAAAGAGGCAAAGGAAAGGAUCUCCUGACGCCCGAGAAGAAGCAGAUAAAGAACGUGUAGACGAUAGUCUUCUGCAAGAUGCACGUAGAAUCAAAGAAAACAUCAGGGUCUACAUGAACGCAACAGACAGGAACGUGAGUGCGAAGGUACAAAAGCACGUUAAUGGGAAAAUGCAGCAGUUAAUAGAUAUAAUGGAGACAAUAUAUGAUAAGAACUAUGAAAAAACGUUUUUAGUACAACGUGUGGUAAAGGACACAUUAGCUUCCUCUGAAAUGUAUGAUAUCAUAGUAAAUGCAUUAGUGGAAAAAGCAGUACCUAUGGUUAUCGAGGGACUCAAGUCGGAAAGUAAAACCAUACAAAGACCACUGUCAGAACCUCAGACAUCUCGGGAGUUUCCAUGCGUUAAAGAACAACCGCUAUUAGCCGAUGCCCACGCUAUUAUUGAGACCACGGAGAAUGAAAGUUUCCAGGAAUCCCCGGUCCAAGCUGUCGCUUCCCGAACCCACCUCUGCGGCGGCGUCAUGUCUCCUCUCUUCAAGAACCUUUCAUUAGUACUUCCAUUCCUGGGGGCCAAAUGGUCCUCGAAUUAUAUAAUGAUGGAAUUCUAUUGCAUUUGA